AAGGUCAGGACAACGCACCCCAAAGCUGCGCCGUCAGUGCGGUAUGUCAUCGAUCUCAGACGCACAUGUCGAAACUUCGUAGCAUUCUAACACACUGUUCUGCAGUCCGGCGCGCGAAAGGGCGCAAACUACAACGCCAUGCAGUUCUACGCCGACCGUCUUGAUGAGUACUGCGAUCCGCAAGACCCGGUCUGCUGCUCCAGCGGUGCCAACAUCCUGGCCCACUUGAGCUACUUCACCCCUCAGAACUCAGAUGCCAUCGCCAACUACGUCGCGGCAAAAUUCAAUGCCGCUCGUUAGAGUCGUUGGCUGUCCGCCACGUCUCGCGUGAUCAAGAAUUGGAUGGUGGAUGACGUGGAAUCGCUAUGCUGGUGACCGACGACGACCAUCGUCUUAAGUCCUUUGGACCUUUGUCGCUUCGCUUGUUCGGUCGCAUAUUGGGAUGUUGUCUAGCUGCG
Messenger RNA from Dissoconium aciculare CBS 342.82, 458 nucleotides. RefSeq lists its product as uncharacterized. The record is from RefSeq and is a predicted model, not a curated record. Bases 139 to 300 code for a protein of 53 amino acids. Gene Ontology annotation, molecular function: hydrolase activity. Lineage: Eukaryota; Fungi; Ascomycota; Dothideomycetes; Mycosphaerellales; Dissoconiaceae. The transcript has a single exon.